This is a messenger RNA of Melampsora larici-populina 98AG31, 2061 nucleotides long. RefSeq lists its product as uncharacterized. The transcript has a single exon. Bases 1 to 2061 code for a protein of 686 amino acids. The record is from RefSeq and is a predicted model, not a curated record. Lineage: Eukaryota; Fungi; Basidiomycota; Pucciniomycetes; Pucciniales; Melampsoraceae.
AUGGAUGGUACUGCUAGACAAGAUGUUAUCAAUAGCUUCGAGUCGCACUUUCAUAAAAUCGAUGAUUUUCUUAACUUCUGCGAGAGAAUCGGCGGCAGUAGUAAAGUGUCGAUGUGGCAGUUUCGUGACCAAGUCACGAAGAGGUUUUCUCCCUCCGAUCCACAUUUCAUAUUCCAUUUCUCUGCUAUCGCAAGAAUCGCCAUUGAAGCGGACCGCCGAGCUGGACGUCGCGUCUUCAAAGUUGGUGGUGUUCCCCCCCCGGUUGGCGAAAUUCUCUCACAUGAACCUGUCGUGCUGGAUGCUUCCUACCCAGUGCCUCACACCGACGUUCCCCUCUACCGCCCCUACAAAGGGCUCCUCGAUGAUUUAUCAGAUAUCACGAACAAGUUGGCGGAAAUUUCUUCAUCAAGAAGGGUUUCUCAAAACGCUGUCGCCUCUUCCUCCGUCCCUGCGACUUCAGGCAUCAUUGCUUCUUCUAGCAAGGAUGACCGACCUGACGAUGUCGUUAAAAACCCCCCGCCUCCUUCCCAGCGGUCUCGUUCUCCCUUGGCUUCCCGAAUUCAACCCUUGGGUGCCGGAAACGCUAGACGACGCGAGAGGAAAUCUCGUUCUCGAGUUCCCUCCUUGCCACUACCAAAAAGUCCUGGUCCUUUCAGGCAUUCUCGGGGCCCUUCUCCACAAGGGCCUCCGAAUCCUCGCUCUCUUCAACAGCGAGUGGAUCGCAGGGGUCUCCCAAUCCCCAAUCCGACAGCUCCUUGGCCUAUGGCCACUCCACCUAGGUCUGCGUCCCGCAACAAAGGCAAGGGUAGAAGGAUUUCGUCUCCUCCCCUUCCCCAAGAACGAAAGGUGGACUCUCCUCACACUCCUCCUUUUGAAUCUGAUCCCGACUCAUCUGAUAGCGAGCUUGGUAAUCCGGGAAUUGUUUCCCCACCAGUUUCAAGGGCCUCGACCUCGGCUCCUUUAUUCUCAAAACCUAUCAGAGAAUUGGCCAACACUAAGGCCUCUCCCACCGCGAUUUCACUUCAACAGUUGGUGGUUCGAUAUAAAAAGGACAUCGACAAUUGUGUCACCCUUUUUAAUUCAUCUCCAAAUAAACCCUCUAGUUGGCCUACUUCUCUUACUCAGGACCUUUCGGAAUACAAGGUUAUCGAUCUUAACAAGCUGUUUGGAGAAAUGUCUUCAAGACCUUCCAACGAAGUCUUUGUCUUCAGCAGGAAGUCCAGGAAGAUGGACGUCAAGGGCACAGUUGAACCUCGUGAAGUCGAAAACCUCUCCGAUUUCAUUCAGGUCAUGGAAGUUCUUCGACAUGCCUAUUUGGCGGCUUUCUAUUCGGUCAGGCAUCCAAUCAAAGCCUAUUUCGAUUACAUCUCGGGUCUCAUCAAGCAUUCCUCCAAAGUACCUUGGGAAGCUGUUAAAGCCUACGAUGAAGAAGUUCGAUAUGAGUUUGCUCAACGGCCUUCUAUCGCCUGGGGCGAUUACGACGUUCCUGAACUCAAGAUUUCCAAGGCCGAAACCUUCACGACAAAAAAGAAAGUUUUCAGUCAAAUUCCAGAAGCUCCUACCAACCUCAACCUAAAGCUUCCUCUAACAGGAAUUCCGGUCAAUCAUCGAAUCGGCAGCCCACAAAUUGGAACUCCGGAAACUCUUCUAAUCGAGAUUCUGGCCAGAAAGCCAAGAAGAAGACAAAACGAGAUUUUCCGCCUUAUCCUAUCAAAAGUACUGUUGGCGUUGAUGAUCGUGACCAGCCUUGCAACAAUUGGAACGCUAACGUCUGUCCUUUCACCGCCGACACAUGCCUCCAACAACAUGACAUUUGCAACAAGUUGGGAUGCGAUGAGCAUCAUCGAGGAGGCCGCGCUCACGGAUGAGCCCAACGGGCGCAGGUUCCUGCGCAAUAUGGAGGUCGAUUCUCUGGUGGAUGGCUUUUCAGCCUCAGUCGACUUUUCCUUAACCGCCAGACCCCUCCCCUCCGCUCCCCCUCUGGCUUCUGAUACCUACGCUGCUAGAGCUAUCCGAAGACGCCCUGAUAUUUUCAAAAUUGUUUCUCCUAUCAAUGUUUGA